Messenger RNA from Dicentrarchus labrax (European seabass), 5637 nucleotides. RefSeq names its product H6 family homeobox 3a (gene hmx3a). Gene Ontology annotation, molecular function: DNA-binding transcription factor activity, RNA polymerase II-specific; RNA polymerase II transcription regulatory region sequence-specific DNA binding. Lineage: Eukaryota; Metazoa; Chordata; Actinopteri; Moronidae. Gene Ontology annotation, cellular component: nucleus. Gene Ontology annotation, biological process: regulation of transcription by RNA polymerase II. The transcript is spliced from 2 exons. The record is from RefSeq and is a predicted model, not a curated record. The coding region runs from base 3740 to 4648 and encodes 302 amino acids.
UUUUUUGCAGUGCUAAAGGAUCUGAAUAAUUCUUCCAUCACUGACUACAUUUGUCUGACAGUUUCAGCUACUAGUUACUUUGAAGAUUAAGAUUUUACAUUUUAUAUUUUACAGUUUAUAAAACAUGAUGUACUUCCGUAUAUUAAGCUACAAAACAGUUUAAAAUGUUGUUAAAAUUAGCUCCACCUCGACCAACUAUAAUAGUAAAAUUUCUUCUUUGAAUGAAUACUUCCUCCACCACUGCUCAGAACUCAAAAUCUAAUACCCACCUAUUUUUCCCAUUUUCCUUCCAGUUUUCUCCCUCUGAGGUUUUGCCGUUGCAUCCAUGUCUUUUAUCACAAUUUUGACCCACAGAAAGGAAUUCUCACAAGAUAUCAAAACAAAAAUCUAUAUUUAAUAUGGGAGCAAUUACAAAGCGAAGUUGGCUGCACAGGGCCGUUGUCACCAGAGCGCGUGUUUUUCAUCAAAUGGGUCAUUAGACGAUGAUGGAUGUAAACCUAUAAAGUAUCUAAACUGGACCUUUUAACAAACCACGAGCAACACUAUCAUUUCUCUAAUAGAACCUGCUGACCGUGUCAUUCCCUCCUGCCAUUUGUCAUUUUUCCUUGUGAAAUAAUCAAUAUCUGGGCGCUUUGAAAUAAAUAAUAUAAAAGUCAUGGUAACCUACCCGAGGAGCAACAAAAAUAGACUUAUGGAGCAUUCAGAAGGCCUAUAUGGCCUCUGGGCAAUGUCUGCUGCAUGUUUCUAAUCAAUGCAUAAUAUGAACUGUAUUUUCUAAACUACAGACUACAGGAUCUUUGUACAGUUUAUUUUCAGAGUUGUUCUCUUUAUCCCCAAUUAUGCACGUUGGACUGUCAUUAUAGUAGUAAAACACUGUAGUAAAGUAUUAUUUGUGACGUAAAUAUUACUAGUCCUUUCAACAAUUUAUUUUUUCGACUAUAUUUUAUCAGUCAACAAUCUGGGAAUCUGGCCUUUAUGACGCAAACCUACAAGAGUCACUUUUAUUCAAGACUUCAAAUAAUAAUAGAUAAAAUAAUGAUAUAUGCACACCAAACAGCUCCCAAAUGAUAUAUGUAUUAAUUUCAUGCAACAUUUUGGUCACAGGCAUCAGCUACAGAUCAGGCAUUAGCCUCCCUUUGUUUAAUUUCUUCAUCCUUCCACAUUUCUUUUUGAAAUAUUGUGACUUAAAUGACAAUAUUCCGUCCUGUUUGUAUAUAACACCUUAAACACAACAAUACCUCUGGGAUCAAAUCUGGGAUUGUCAUGCUUCCCCUUGGUGUCCAGUAGUAAAAAAGGUAUGAGAUUUCCAGGUAUCAGGAUAUUAACUAAUCCAAAUUUCUUUUACUCUUUUUAAGAUCACUGGUCCAUGCACAUUGUCCAGAAAAACAUGGGUGAAAUUGCAACCUGUAAGAGUUUCCAUUGGCUUUCCAAUCUUCUUAUCCAGUUUCUAAUUGGCUGUCUAUAUUUACAACUAUUGACUGACGCAUAUUAACGCAUACUAAUAGAUGCUCCCAACCUGAUAUACACAUUUUACACCUCAGUCUGAGGGUGCCAUCAAAUACCUGUGAUGAUAACCAUGUAAGGAAAGGCGGUAAUUACAUCAGAGUAACAGGAUAUCUCCACUUGAGCAGCUCCCUAAAUGAAUAACACGUGUUAAUUACAUGAACAUGCCCGUGCGUGUAAGAACUCUACAAGAUGAUGAGGGACGAAGCACCAUGGCACCCAGUACAAACUUUACCUUGUCACUGACACCCUUUAUUAUGCCUGCAUAUCGCAUGGCUAAUGAAUGUAAAAAGAUGAUUCAUGGCUGAAAGGAGUAUCUCAGUUAGGUGUGUCGUACAUGAUCAAACUGUUACAGGACAAAUAUGCUGUAGAAGAAAACAGCUGUGUCACUGUUUGUCUUGGUCUCACACACCGACUUGGAUUAUGUCCCUGGAAACUUAUUCUAACACUAAUCAUGAGUAACUUUAACCAAAACCCUAAUCUUUACCCUAAAAUGUAGUGGCUUGUCUUAUGUGGGGACCGCAACUUGGAGGUGAGUCCCCACAAUGUGACAGUGUGAUGAGAUUUUUUGUCCCCACAACGUGAUUAAUGCAAACCCUAACACACACACACACACACACACACACACACACACACACACACCCUCCACUCAGUCCACACACUUGCAUUCCCUACUCUUGGCCCACAGAGGACGCUGUCUCCCCGUUCUUCUCCUACACCAGCCUCGAACCAAUGGACUGCUUUUUAACAAGUCAAUUAAUAUCAAUGAGUGAAUAUACAUAGCACAUUUACAAAGAGUGCAAUCUGAGGGAUGAAUUAACCAAAUCGAUUAGGGAGGAAUAAAUGACUGUGCGACCCGCAGACAUUGUGGAAGUGGCCCUUGCUGAAAAUCAAUGAAUUAGAAAUAUGAAUCUAAUCGCCCGUUGGUGACACGCUGAGUAGCUGCAGCCUGAUCUCAGGCCUCUCUCAUAUUGUGUCUGAGAAGCAAAAAUUUGGUGUUGGCAUAGGGACCGUACACUCGUAUUUAAUCUUGUUUUGUCAAAUUAGGAUGGACAUUUUAACCCGAGUGUGUGUUAAUGUUUCUGCAUGAGAAAGGUGGCGUUUUAUUGAUUGCGAGACUUUUGCACUAUAACCUGCGCACCCUGUUGGUAUUAUUUCAUGAGUUUAUAUGGCAGUGGGAAUAUUGUGCUGUUGGAAAGUUGCUAGAUGGCUGGCUUGUUCAUCUCACACACGGGAUUUAUUCGAGAAAAUUUGCUUUAUUUAAUAUAAUUAGUUUGAACGGACUCACGAAAGCAUCACAUUGAGGCCCUGGAUAAUGAAUGCAAGCAAUAUGAUAUAUUAUUAUUAGAAGUAUUAUUAUCAUUAUUAUUAUUAUUAUUCGGUUAUAUUUCUUUUAAAUACAAAGCUUCAGUUGAUGGUUAGAAGCUGUCUAGAAGUUAAAUAUAGACUAACAUCUCCUACAAAUCUACUAAGAAAUAGCCGAAUUUAAAAUAUCCACCAGACACCUGCAGCCUGAGUGGAAGCGGCUCAAAAUGUAUCACUAAAUAUAAAAACACACUGGUUUAUGGUUUAUGGUUUAUGAGAAACCUCGUGCAGUCGAUCUGUGUCUGACUGUAAUGUUAGUUGUGUGAUGAGGCGCUUAUCCCAAACCUUCCUCUUUGGCGCUAACAGCCCAGUGUUCAUUUGCUGCCUAAUUGGACUAUAUGAGACCAAUAACAGGCGAGCACACACAGCCUGCAGCCAGAGUGCACAGAGAGAGGAGGAUGGUCUCUCUCUCUCUCUCUCUCUCUCUCUCUCUCUCUCUCUCUCUCUCUCGCUCUCUCGCUCUCUCUCUCUCUCUCUCCCUCCUCACCGUCUCUCCCUUAAUCCCAUUUGCCAUUGUACAUGCCCAAUCGCCUAUACUUUCCGCAUUUAACUUGGAUGACAUUUUUAUUUCAUCAUUAGCAUCAGACGCCAGACUGACUGACACGGUGGACACAGUUUGCGAUUUGACGAAAGAGCCCGGAAUGAGACAUCUCCAUGUUUAUAAGUGUUUUUUUGUACCUCUCAAACAUUUUAUUUUAUUAUUUUUCUAGCCUAGAAGGACGUGCGUUUUAAAAAAUCCCUGAGAAGAAUAAAACAGGGAAUCCACGCAGCCGGGAUAUCGACAGUCUGUAAGUCAGCCUUGCGGUUUUUUUUUCUGUCUAUCUGAAUUCCUGCUUCCGUGGUCCUCUGCGUUCAGACCACAGCCACAGCGAUGCCAGAGACAACGCAAGAGACGUGCGCUUCGGCCAAGGACUCUCCUUUCUUCAUUAAGAACCUGCUGAACUGUGAUAGCAAACCGUCCAAACCAAAGCCCGUAUUGGCUGCCACAAAGGCGGCCUUGGAGGGAGGAUUUUCCCUUUCCCAGGUCGGGGAAUUCAACUUUCCACGCUUUGACCUGCCCGCACAGAGGUUCAGUCUACCGGCUCACUACUUGGAGCGCACCUCGGCGUGGUGGUAUCCCUACGCCCUCAGCUCAUCCGCCCACCUACACAGAACCGAAGUCACCGAGAAACCAAGAGCCAGAGACUCCUCUCCAACCUCGGGCACAGACAGAGACUCGCCGGACCUGGUGCUCAAAUCGGAGCCAGACGCCAAAGACGACGACGAGGACGAUGAGCACAACAACAAAAGCGGCGACGAGAUCAUUCUGGAGGAGAGCGACACGGAAGAAACCAAAAAAGACGAGCUGGAGGAGUGGAAGAAGAGGGACGACGACAAAAAGCCGUGCCGCAAGAAGAAGACGCGCACGGUUUUCUCCCGGAGUCAGGUGUUCCAGCUGGAGUCCACCUUCGACAUGAAGCGGUACCUGAGCAGCUCGGAGCGGGCCGGCCUGGCCGCAUCCCUCCACCUGACGGAGACUCAGGUGAAGAUCUGGUUCCAGAACAGGAGGAACAAGUGGAAAAGGCAGCUGGCGGCGGAGCUAGAGGCCGCCAAUCUGAGCCACGCCGCGGCGCAGAGGAUAGUCCGGGUGCCCAUCCUCUACCACGAGAACUCGGCCUCGGAGAGCGGAGGCGCCGCUGCCAACGUGCCAGCGAGCCAGCCGCUGCUCACCUUCCCGCACCCCGGCGUGUACUACUCCCAUCCCAUCGUCACAUCCGUGCCACUACUCAGACCGGUUUGAACAGAGCUGAGUGGUGCGGCACAAGUUCGUGUUUAUUUUGCAAAUCAACUCAUCCGAAAAGUAAAAGAAACACUUAAUAUUUUUGUACAAGUGACUGAAUGAAGACACAAAACAACAAAAAGAAAAAAAAAAAAGAAAAAAAGAGACACACUGUCAGGCCUACAUGGACCUAUUCUGGCAAAUGUAUUGUGUCAUUUUCCAUUAAGGGUGCCGUUUACUCAUGAUCCGACAAUUCAAAUCUCAUGUUUUAUUAUUAUUAUUAUUAUUAUUAUUAUUAUUAUUAUUAUUAUUAUUAUUAUUAUAUGUAAGUAUCACCUCAGGAGUCCACCUGCUUACACUGCCUGAUGAGUGUCUUUUAUUUUUUACACCAUGACUUUUGCUGGACAGGCCAACUCUGUGUGAUGUACAAAAAAAACUUUACUUUGUUUACAAAAAUUGGGCAGCCUAAAGGGCGCAGACCUGCUUAUCAUCUGACUUCAAUCAAUUAUUAGAUUUUUUAUUUACAUUUCCACUACUGAUUACCCGAUGAUGUGCAAUACACUGACUGUGUGCUGUGAAUGAAUCAGUCCACGCUUUGGGAAACAUGCGCGUUUUGUCAUCUAUUCACGGUGGAAUAUUCUACUGAUGAGGCGUUGUUGUAGGCUAAUUUCCCUUUUUAUGUUCUAUUUUUUUGCUUUUUAAAUCUUGACGGGGGACAAUCAAGACACUCUCAACUGUAAAAUACACAUGUAGCUUUAUGUUUAGUUUUAGUGCUUCUCACUCUUGUUCCCUCCACAUGGACACGUCCUUCAAGCACAAGUGUGAGUUCCAAUGUCUCUUAAUCUACUUUGUGUUUUUAAACAGGAGCGGCAAAAAUAUCGACUACACUGGUGUAAAAAAUAUGUAAAUGUAUAUAUUUAAUGAGGCGGCGUCUCCUUUGUACAGUAAAGACAUCGUUUUGAUAUUGUACUGCUGAACCAUGUUGUGAAAUAAAUGGAGAAUAUUCCUUA